GUCGACGCGACAUUUUGCAUGAUGUUUACGUUGGUGGGGAAAUGGAAGAAGGCGGCGGUGGAGGUGACGCUAUCGGGUGACGCGAGCAUCUUGGACCUCAAGCAGGAGCUUCAUGCACGGACAUGUGUGCUGCCCCAUCGGCAGAAGCUGGUGGGCAUCAACCAGCAUGGCAAACCAGGUUCGUUUUCGUGACAAGCGUGACAACGUGUUGAUGUUACAUAGCUGGGGACCACGUGCUCCUUUGUGAGCUCACGCUAAACAUUCCCGUCCACAAGUUCAUGUUGAUUGGGACGGUCGAGGACGACAUCUUUGUGGACCCACAGCACAUGCCCAAGUACGCGUUACCAUCCGUGUUCUCGGACUUUGGUUGCGCCUUCUCGGCGGGGUCUGCGGAAUGGACCAAGGCCAAAGCCAUCGACGAUCGCGUCGACCAGAUCGCGGACGCCGCGCAGAUCACGUUGAUCCAUCCAUUUCGAGCUCACACCAAGCUGCUGGUACUCGACUUGGACCAUACCCUCAUGGACAUCAGCGCCACGAAGACCUCCAACGACAUUCCCAUCUCCCGCUUCCACCGACCGUACAUCCACGAGUUCCUCAAGUUGGUGCAUCAACGCUAUGACAUUGGAAUUUGGUCCCAGACGUCGUGGAGGUGGAUCGAGAUCAAGUUGACCGAGCUUGGCAUGCUCACGACUCCAGACUACUGCAUCAACUUCAUUUUGGACAAAACGAGCAUGUUUUCUGUGCCCGAUCAGGCCAAGCCAAUCAAAGUGAAAGCCCUGGACAUUAUCUGGCGAUCCUUUCCUGGUCGAUGGCAUGCCAAAAACACAUUGCACGUGGACGACUUGGAGCGCAAUUUCAAGUUGAACCCACUCAACGGAAUCGUUAUCUCUCGAUAUGACUGCCAACACGCUCACGCCCCAGACGACCAAGAGCUCGUGCAUCUGGCAAAGUAUUUGCUUCACGUGUGCGCCGACCUUUACGACGUCACGCAGUGUGCCCACACUAAUUGGACAACCCAUCGAAGUACCUCCUAAGGAUUAUUAGAGUCCUUUUCGCAAAAAAUGCCAUUUUAUAAUGGCAUUUUUUGCGAAAUGGAAAACUCGAGUUUGUUUGGAAAAUGUAAAAAAAGUAGGCGAAAUCCCCAAUAGGGUCGAGUUCAAGUCCGAUUUUGCCAGACGCAAUGGUAGAUUAAUUCAUGUUAUAUUAUUGCAGAAUCACA
Molecule: messenger RNA, 1219 nt
Organism: Aphanomyces astaci
Lineage: Eukaryota; Oomycota; Saprolegniomycetes; Saprolegniales; Verrucalvaceae
Product: HAD hydrolase, family IIID, variant 2
Exons: 6
Coding region: 279-1034 (251 amino acids)
Cellular component (GO): nucleus
Molecular function (GO): phosphoprotein phosphatase activity
Source: RefSeq, a predicted model, not a curated record